This is a messenger RNA of Adineta ricciae, 4230 nucleotides long. NCBI's taxonomy places the organism in Eukaryota, Metazoa, Rotifera, Eurotatoria, Adinetida, Adinetidae. The record is from the annotation of a GenBank genome assembly.
AUGAUUAUUCACUGGCUAUUCCUUAUAUUCAUUUUUUCGUAUGCACAUGCUAAACCGACUAAUACAACAAAUGAUCAUUGGCGGCGAUCAGUGAUUCCGUCAGUGUUAUCGGGCCGAUCAGCUAUUUCGAUAGUUGAGGAAGAUAAACGUUGCUUUGCGUGUCCGAAUAUACCUGACACAGGCAUCAACAAUCGAUGUAUUGUUCCUUGCCAUUAUAAUCAACGAUGUUAUUUACGAGCUUUACAUGCUAAUGCAACGCUUACUGAUCGACGUUGUACCGAUGAGCAAUGGGUACGUGAUUUGCUCGUCGAUGGUUGUCUUACAUAUAAUGGUCAAUAUUGGUGUAUGUGUUCUACUGAUCUAUGUAAUUCCGGUGAUUUUACAUCUAUUCGUGGAUAUGAUGAUUGUUCAAAUGAUCCGUGUCCUUCGGGAACGAUCUGUCUUGAUACAAAAGAUGGGUUCAGUUGCAUAUGUCCACCAUGGCAAGAUGAUUGCACGUAUGCAUCAAAUAUCGGCUGUUCUUGUAAAAACGGUGGUCGAUGUCUUAUGGGCCUUGGAACAUAUGUUUGCGAAUGUCCGUACGGCUACAAUGGAUUAAGUUGUGAAACAAGAGAUAUUUGUAUACCAAAUCCAUGCAUGAACGGUGGUACAUGUCAGUCACAAGGUCUACUCAGUUUUACCUGCCAAUGUCGACCUGGCUUCCAAGGACUUACUUGUCAGAUAUGUGAUGCAUGCAUCCCCAAUCCGUGUCAAAAUGGUGGAUCAUGUAUUUUCGACGAACCAACUGGCUCUUUUCGAUGUUCAUGUCCACCUGGAUACACAGGUCGUACUUGUGACAUUAGUAGUUCAAUAACACAGAGUCCGCCUUCAAAUCCUUGUUCACCGAAUCCGUGUCAAAAUGGAGGAACAUGUCAACCAAAUGGUGCUGGAAGUUUUACAUGCCAAUGUCCCGUUGGAUUCCAAGGAUUUUGCUGUGAAUCACGUGUCGAUCCUUGUACACCGAAUCCUUGUCAAAACAACGGUCUUUGCACAGCAAGUGGAACUUCCUUUUUCUGUUCAUGUUUAACUGGCUUCACUGGACAACUUUGCGAAACACGUGAUCCCUGUGCACAAAAUCCUUGUUUGAACGGCGGUCAAUGUACAUCGAAUAGUUUUGGCGGUUUUACCUGCCAAUGUCCGCUAGGGUACACUGGACUACGCUGUGAAGAUCGUGAUGACCCAUGUACAAGUCAACCAUGUCGAAAUGGUGCGACAUGCCGACCUGUCAACGGUAAUUCGUACCAGUGCAUCUGUCCACCUGGCUACUCAGGUGCUGACUGUUCAAUACGUGACGCGUGUGCCGACAACCCAUGCUUGAAUGGUGGCACCUGUAUGCCAAAUGGAUUUGGCGGAUUUGUUUGUCAGUGUCCACCAGGAUACAGUGGUCCACGUUGUGAAGAUCGUGAUCCCUGCGCUUCUCAACCUUGCAUGAAUCAGGGCAACUGUGUGCCACAGAAUGGUGGGUACAGAUGUGUGUGUCCACCAGGCUUCACCGGCACGAGAUGUGAAAUCCGAGAUGCAUGUCAAAGUAAUCCUUGCAUGAAUGGUGGAACAUGCCGCCCAGUCAAUGGAAAUGGUGGAUACCAAUGUGUCUGUCCAACAGGAUAUAGUGGACCGCGCUGUGAAACAAGAGAUGUUUGUACGCCAAAUCCAUGUCUGAAUGGUGGUCAGUGCAUAUCGAAUGGUUUCGGAGGAUUUGACUGUCGAUGUCUGCCGGGAUACAGUGGUCCACGUUGUGAAGAUCGUGAUCCUUGUGCUUCUCAACCUUGCAUGAAUCAAGGCACAUGCACGCCACAGAACGGUGGAUAUCGAUGUGUAUGUCCACCAGGCUUCACUGGCACGAGAUGUGAAAUCCGAGAUGCAUGUCAAAGUAAUCCUUGCAUGAAUGGUGGCACUUGUCGUCCUAUCAACGGAAACGGUGGAUACCAAUGUGUCUGCCCAGCAGGAUUCAGUGGACCACGAUGUGAAAAUAGAGAUCCAUGUGCUCAAAAUCCGUGUCUUAACGGUGGUCAAUGUAUUGCGAACGGAUUAGGAGGAUUUGACUGUCGAUGUCCACCCGGAUACAGUGGUCCGCGUUGUGAAGAUUCGAACCCUUGUGCAAAUAAUCCUUGCGGUAGUAAUGGGCAAUGCAUACAGAGUAAUGGUGGAUUUUACUGUGAAUGCAAUUUGGGCUUCUAUGGUAAUCGCUGUGAACGUCGAGUAUGCCAGCCGAAUCCGUGCACAAAUGGCGGCACGUGUGAAGCCCGUCCAAAUGGUGUCUUUCAUUGUACAUGUCCACCAGAAUUUCAAGGUCAACGAUGCGAAUUUCGCAAAGUUUGUGAACCGAAUCCAUGUGUGAAUGGCGGCACAUGUAGUCCGUACGGUCUCGAUACAUAUUCAUGCAAUUGUCCAUUUGGCUACACGGGCCGAAACUGUGAAACUCGUAAUCCAUGCAUUCCAAAUCCAUGUCAAAAUAGUGGCCGCUGUCAGCCCAAUAUCGCCGCAGGUACUUAUACUUGCAACUGUCCGGUAGGCACUUCUGGCCCCAAUUGUGAAAUAAGGGAUGCUUGUGGAAGUAACCCAUGCCAAAAUGGUGGCACAUGCCGUCCUGUGAAUGGCAAUAGUUAUCAAUGCAUUUGUCCAACAGGCAUUUCCGGAACUAAUUGCGAGAUCCGUGAUCCAUGUGCAGAGAAUCCUUGUUUGAAUGGCGGUCAAUGUACAUCGAAUAGUUUUGGCGGUUUUACCUGCCAAUGUCCGCCCGGAUACACUGGACCACGCUGUGAAGAUCGUACUGACCCAUGUACAAGUCAACCAUGUCGAAAUGGUGCUACAUGUCGACCUGUCAACGGUAAUUCGUACCAGUGCAUUUGUCCGCCUGGUUACUCAGGUGCUGACUGUUCAAUACGUGAUCCAUGUGCAGAGAAUCCUUGUUUGAAUGGCGGUCAAUGUACAUCGAAUAGUUUUGGCGGUUUUACUUGCCAAUGUUCGCCCGGAUACACUGGACCACGCUGUGAAGAUCGUGCUGACCCAUGUACAAGUCAACCAUGUCGAAAUGGUGCCACAUGUCGACCUGUCAACGGUAAUUCGUACCAGUGCAUUUGUCCGCCUGGUUACUCAGGUGCUGACUGUUCAAUACGUGACGCGUGUGCCGACAACCCAUGCUUGAAUGGUGGCACUUGUAUAUCAAAUGGAUUUGGCGGAUUUGUUUGUCAGUGUCCACCAGGAUACAGUGGCCCACGUUGUGAAGAUCGUGAUCCUUGUGCUUCUCAACCUUGCAUGAAUCAGGGCACAUGCACGCCACAGAACGGUGGAUAUCGAUGUGUAUGUCCACCAGGCUUUACUGGCACGAGAUGUGAGAUCCGAGAUGCAUGUCAAAGCAAUCCUUGCAUGAAUGGUGGAACAUGCCGCCCAGUCAAUGGAAAUGGUGGAUACCAAUGUGUCUGUCCAACAGGAUAUAGUGGACCGCGCUGUGAAACAAGAGAUGCUUGUACUCCAAAUCCAUGUUUGAAUGGUGGUCAGUGCAUAUCAAAUGGAUUGGGAGGAUUUAGCUGCCGAUGUCUGCCGGGAUACAGUGGUCCACGCUGUGAAGAUCAAGAUGGUUGUGCGAGUCAACCAUGUAAAAAUAAUGGUGCGUGCGUCAGUUCAGCUGGCGGUGGAUAUACCUGUCAGUGUGCAACAGGCUUCCAAGGUCAGAAUUGUGAACAAGUUGAUAUCUGUGGUGUAAAAAAUCCUUGUAUCUGUGGUACAUGCCAAAACGAUGCAUCCAGUUCGCAAGGCUUCCGCUGCUUCUGUCCACCCGGAUAUUCGGGCAAUCGAUGCGAAAAACUGCUUAGCUGUCUAGAUAGCGGAGAAGAAUGUAUCAAUGGUGGUGAAUGUAUACAACGGCCAUUGGGCGAUCAUGUCUGUUCGUGCCCAUAUCCCUAUUGUGGCCUUCGUUGUCAAUACCAACGACCUUUUUGUGAUGGUUCGUCAAUGGGUGCUACAUCAGUUGCAACAACAACAUUAAAUCCAACAUGCUCAUCCAGUCUAUGUAAUAAUCGUGGUGUAUGCCAAACGUUUGCCUACGGUGCAGGUAUUCGUUGCUUCUGUUCAAGAGGAUGGUCUGGCUCACGAUGUCAAUACGCAAUGCGUGUAACGAAUGAACGCAGUCAAAAUCUAAUACAAAGCAACCGAACAAUGCUAACCAGUACAAAAGCGUCGGUUAAGCAAUAA